AUGUUACUUUGUAUCACAAAAUGUAAUGAUCAGAACUGGGUUGAAGAAAACAAAACCUCUGAAACUUUAAAUUAUAUUUUAUCUAGAUGUGGUCUUGGUUACAUUACUGUUGAUUUUCCUCCCAAACAUCAGAAUGAAAAAAGAGAAGAUUUGGAUUCACAAACUAAGCUUCCAGUAUCCUAUUUCAGAGGUUUUGUCGCCCCUGAUACUUCUUCUAGUUUUGAAACACCAGUUGUUAAAAAGUGCAAGUCGUUGGAAAGAAGAAUAAUUAAAUUAUUAGAUAUAGAGAUCAUUCUAUAUCUCAUGAUCCACCCAAAAAGCAACAACAACAGCAGCAGCAGCAGUAGUAGUCGUAGAGAUAAUAUAACAAUGGCGAUCAUCAAUAGAAUGGUGCUGCUACUAUUGCUGAUCAGCACUACGAUUAUACUUCAGUUUGUAAGCCUUACCAAUGCAUUGUUACCAGAUUCAGAAUUGGAAUCUAUUCGAUUUAUGAUACUUCAAUAUGGACAAGUUCACUUACCUCUUGAUCAAACUAUUUGUAACGGAACAUUCUAUCCCGAUAUCAUCUGUAUCAAAGAUUCAAAUGGUAUAGAUCAUUUACGAUCUAUCGAUAUUCGUAAACCAUUUGUAGAUAUGAAUCUCUAUCCAAACGCUAGUCUUGCUCGUUUAAAUCAUCCAAUGCUAGAGUUUAUUGCAAUCAAUUCAAUAGGUGGUGUAAAGAAUUCGAGUAUCAACAUUCUUUCAAAAACAUCAAAUCUUCCUGUAAUGUCUAGUAUCACAUCAUUUGAUGAUCCAUCCAUUAACAAUAUUCCUGAUGAUUUUCCAACUGGUUUACCUAUACUUAGAGACAUUACUAUUCUUUCACAAAACGUUCUAUCAAGUAACACAUUUUUCAAUAAUACCAAAGCCAGAAUUGAAUUACGUUCCACGACAUUUAACCAUGUUGUUAUUGAUGAAACUCUCUCAUUGCCAAGAGUUUCAAAUCUUGAUUUCAGGAUUGAAAAUCCUGAAACACCACUUUCAUUGGUCUUUGGAUCAAAAUCUUUUCCAGAAUUAAAUAUCUUAAAAGUGACAUAUCAUUCUGAUAUUCCUUUAAAUCUUUUAGUUGAUUGUCAUGUAAUCACAUUAGUAUUAGCAAGUACUAUACAAGGAGGAGUAAUUAAUUUAGAUUUUAGACCAAACAAUGAUAUUAAAACUGUGUCCUUUAAUGGUAAUAUCUCAUUUACAAAUGGAUUUGAUUCAAAUUUAGAAUCAUUGAAAGAUAUUCAAUUAAUUCUUAGUUAUCUAGAUACCUACCCAUUUACCUCAUUCCCCCCAAAUUUAAAAACCUUUUCAUCAACAUUGUCUAAAAUGUCGUCGGUUCCUUUGAUUCCAUUGCCCGAGUCAUUGGAGAGCUUUGCUUUGACUAGUAAUUCACAACUCUCAGGUACAUUGCCUCUAGAUUUAUUUGCAAAUGUCAUGCCACUAUUCGAGUUGGAUCUACAUGAUAACCCUCAACUCUCAAUUGGAGAUAUCCCAGAGAAAUGGUGUGAGUUUGGGUCUAUCAAUAUUGAAGACACUACAGGAUUAGGCAUUGUACCUGAUUGUUUCUAUUGUUAUGCCAAUGUUUCAUAUCCAAAAAUUAAAAUGCCAACAUCAAUGUCAAUUCCACAAAAUUUUGUUUGUCAUAUAACAAUUGAUAAAUAUAAUUUAACAUCUAUUUUAGGAUCAUAUGUAGUGACUGGUAAUAAUCUUGGAUGGUUAUAUACGAUAAAGGAUUCAAAGGUUUAUAUACCAAACAAACAAGUUGCCUUUUCACAAAUUUAUACACCAGGGCCACCAUCUCUUGUCAACAUUUCAUUCAAUCCCAAUAAUGGAUACAAUUUUACAUUCUCAGUUUUAGAGAUUGGCUUUUUGGUGGAUAAUUCAAAGGUGAAUUUAAAGAAUACAGGUGAUCACCAAUUGGUUGUUCAAAUGCACCUCUUUAACAAUUAUCUAGUUCACAAAAUACAAUUGACCGACAAGAAUAUCUCUUGUCCAGUUAUAAGUCAAACAUCCAAAAGUAUAAUUUGUUCAAUUCCAAAAUCAAUUCGACUCUCUCCUUCAUUUACUUAUUAUGUUUAUAAUGAUAAUGGUUGGAAUGAACAAAGAACUCAUAUUUUUGAUUACCCAUUAGUAUCAUCAGUUGGAUAUAAUAGUACAAGUAGAUCAUUAGUAUUAUAUGGUAAUUAUGGAAAUCCAGUUAAUAAUCCUGUUAUUGUUACAGUGGCAGAUACUAUCAAUUGUAGUACAACUAGUGUAUCUAGUACUAUGAUUAGAUGUACUCUUGCUUCUAUUCCUCCAGUUGGUCAAGCCAACCUUUUUGUCAGUGUCAAUGGAUCCGAGUUCAUGUCAACUACUUUAUUAUAUUUUGAUCCAAAUAAUAAUAAUAAUAAUAAUGGUUCAACUACAACAACUACAACUACAACAACGACUACGACAACUACAACGGGAGGAAAUGGAGAUACACCUCAACAAACAUGUCAAAAACAAACAUACAAUUGUUAUGGACACGGUUAUUGUGAUAUUAAUGGAAAGUGCCAAUGUGAUGAUACUUUUAAUCAAAUUGAUAAUUGUUUAACAAAAUAUAUAAAUACAAAUAUAACACCAAAUGCAACCAAUCCAACAGUAUCAUUUGAUAUUGAUGGAAUCGAAUUUUAUUUUGAAAUUUAUUCCAUUCAAGAAUUAAAUUAUGAUGGACAAUUAUUAAAAGAGUUGGUGUUGGUACAACAACCUUGGAAUGUUACUCUUGAACAUGUUAAUAGUACAACUUUUGCAACUUAUACACUCAACAAUAGUAUGGUCUCGAUCAAUGAUGCAUCGUAUCACCAACUUUUGGUUAUGUCAAAUAUUUCAUUCUCUUCGAUCCCUAGAAAUGUCAGUUUUGGAACUCGUCAAUUAUCAUUGGCACCGAAUGCCAUAAAGGUUGGAUUUACAAUUGCUCAGUGGCCCUAUUCAUCCAAUCUGGCAACACUAAGAGUAGUAUUUAAAUCGAUCAUUAAUAAUGACCAAUCAGUCUCUUUUGGAUGUGAAGAACAAUCGGUAGACAGCUUCACAAAGGCUGCUGAUUCAUCUUCAUCUACGAUUCAAUAUCUCAGAGUCAUCAAAGACAACAUUCAAUUCAAUGGUCGGUUUAUUGAUUUUGUUUUAUCAGAUGGCAGAGAAACCUAUUCAAAAACAGAAUUAAUAUCAUUGACAGAGAUUGAUGAUGGUUCACACACUUCGGUUGCACUGAUUGGUAUCAAUCUACCUCAAUGUUCUGUAUCCCAACUAGACCCAGAUUUUACUCCACUCGUCGUUGACUCUGGGUCGGUCCACCCAGACUGUCAAAAGUCAAACACUUGGAGAAUCAUUGUUGGUGUGGUUGUCGGAGUCAUUGGUUUGGCAAGCGUCGUGGCAGCAACUACAAUCCUACUUCGCAAAAAAGCAAAAGCAAGAAUCUAUCGACACAAACUAUCUAGAUUAUCAGAACAAAAUAAACAUCAUGACAACUAA
Messenger RNA from Cavenderia fasciculata, 3513 nucleotides. Its product is annotated as EGF-like domain-containing protein. The record is from RefSeq and is a predicted model, not a curated record. The coding region runs from base 1 to 3513 and encodes 1170 amino acids. Lineage: Eukaryota; Evosea; Eumycetozoa; Acytosteliales; Cavenderiaceae. The transcript is spliced from 13 exons.